Salarias fasciatus (jewelled blenny) is the source of this 2540-nucleotide messenger RNA. RefSeq names its product semaphorin 7A (JohnMiltonHagen blood group) (gene sema7a). The coding region runs from base 293 to 2254 and encodes 653 amino acids. Gene Ontology annotation, biological process: integrin-mediated signaling pathway; negative chemotaxis; neural crest cell migration. Gene Ontology annotation, molecular function: integrin binding; semaphorin receptor binding; chemorepellent activity. The transcript is spliced from 14 exons. Gene Ontology annotation, cellular component: external side of plasma membrane; plasma membrane. Lineage: Eukaryota; Metazoa; Chordata; Actinopteri; Blenniiformes; Blenniidae. The record is from RefSeq and is a predicted model, not a curated record.
GCUGCGCGUCGCUCGCUGCGGGAGCUCGUCUAGUUUUCGGCAGGUGGAUGAAGGAAUAAUAAUAAAAAAUAACAUUUAAACGUGGACUGUCACUUUUUCCCGUUUUGUGCGCCACCGGUUUGACCACACUGAAUAUCUCUGCAGGGUUUUUCUCUCUCUUUUUCUACUUUGAUCCUGCCACCGAGAGGCGGAUUUCCAUGGAGGAGGCGUAAAGACAGAAACCGAGCGGGACUGCAGCUCACGCACAGACACGCACCAGCAGCAGGAGGAGGAGAGGUGUUCAGCGGCGAAAAUGAAGCGGCUCUUCUUGCAAACAUGGAUUUUGCUUGCUGCGGAUUUUCAACUCAUCCUCGGCGCCGGUUUGAAAGACACACCGACUCUUGGAUCGAAGGACACUCCCAGACUUCUGAUCAGAGAUAUUAUCACGGGCACGUUUGAAUAUGAGACUGUCCAGAACCACAGUGUGUUCCUGUAUCAGGAGUACUCCAAGGAGCUUUAUGUUGGAGGGGCCAAUUUUGUUUUGAAGCUUGAUGUGAAUAAUUAUCACAUCAUAGAGAAGUUUCCUCUGACGACGACAGAGCAACAGCAGUGUGAAGAGGAAUCCUGUGAAAACGUCAUCACUGUCAUUGAGAAGUUUCAAGACAGUUUAUUCGUUUGUGGGACGAAUGGACACAGACCACAGUGCUGGAAGCUCUUUCCUUCAGUGCAGAAUCAGACUUUUGAAGUAAUGGAGAGUUAUGAGGGGACAGGCAUCUCUCCAUUUGUCCACACUCAGAACUACCUAUCGCUCUCAGUAGAGGGCGAUCUGUACGCCGCGGCACCUUUGGAUGCAGAUGGGAGUUCAUUACAGUUCAGAAGAAAAGCAGGCAGCCGAACGAAUGUGUGGAUGUACGACAGCUGGGUGUCAGAGCCCACAUUUAUCUCAGCAUCCUGGGUAAAACAACAGUAUGAUCCUGACGAUGAGAAAAUCUAUGUCUUUUUCCGUGAGAAGAACUCAGACCCAAGCCCGGAGGCCGACCCCUGGUUAUCUCGCGUUGGCAGAGUUUGUAAGGUCGAUGAAGGUGGAUCGAAAAGAUUCUUCCAAAACAUGUGGACAUCAUUUCUCAAGGCUCGGCUCGUCUGUGGCUUUCGCAAGGAGUCGCUGUACUUCAACCGUCUUCAGGACAUCUAUGUUAUGGACGCCGAGGACUGGCACGACACCAAAGUGUAUGCGCUAUUCUCCAGCAGCUGGAACUCCACAGCUGUUUGCGUCUACUCAAUAGGAAUGAUUGAAGACGUAUUUGAGAAUUCAACUUUCAAGGGCUACGACAAAGAAAUUCCACAUCCGAGGCCGGGAACAUGUGUGAGCAACAGCAGGAGUCUGCCCCAGGCCACCAUUAACAUCAUCAAGGAUUACCCUGAAAUGACGGACUGGGUUCACGCGGCCCCAUUCUAUGUGAGCAGCAACAACUACACCAAGAUAGUUGUGGACCGAGUCCAGGCAGCUGACCAGAACAUGUAUAACGUGCUGUUUCUGGCCACAGAUUCUGGAAAAAUCCACAAAGUCUUAGAGGCUGGAUCAGAACCUUUCAUCAUCUCUGAAACACGGCUCUCCAACACAUCCUCCAUACAAGUGAUGAAGCUUGACUCUGAAAAGAAAAAGUUGGUUGUAGGUAUUUCAGAGAAAAUCUCCACCGUGGACCUCCAGAGGUGUCAGGAGUACAACAGCUCCUGUGCGGACUGCGUUCUGGCCCGGGACCCGUACUGUGCCUGGACCCCAUCGGGAUGCGUCCCGACCGUCAACGGAUCCAUUCAAAAUAUCAUGAAUGGGGGAAUUAGCGUGUGUCCAGGAGAAGAAACGAAGGCCGUGAACCGAAGCAAGCGGGAAACCACUUGGCCGAAUUCUCGGACGAUGCAUUCUGUCCCCCAGAACGUCCCUUUCUAUCUGUCCUGCCCCAUCGGCUCCUACCACGCCGAGUACACCUGGGAGCACCGGGGCCGCAGCUUCCCCUGCCUCCAGAUGCUGUCCAGCUGUUUGCACCUCAUUCCUUCCAUGGCGCAGGAGAACUAUGGCGACUAUGAGUGUGUUUCUAUAGAGAGAAACUACAGAAAAGUGGUCAAGAAAUAUCGGCUGAUUGAGCAAGAACUGCCAGAUGAAAGCAGAUACUUCAAGACGAACAACGUUCCUUAUCAGAGAAAUGGUGCAACAACUGUCGUUCCCCAGAUCGCCUGGUUCACACUCCUGGCUGAGGCCGUCCUGGGGAUUAUCAAAUAAGAGCGCGAACAAAUCACUUUGAAAUUCACAUGACUUUCUGUUUGAAUGGACUCUCUGUUAAGAUCCUCCUGCUUCAUGCAUUUUUAGCACAAAUAACUCUCCGGUCUUUUCUCUUUGCCUUUGCUGAUCAGGCCAGGCAUGACUGAAGGAAAUCCACCUCAACACCAGCUGAACAAUCCCAACAGGAAGACCCCUGCUGCGGCUGUGCUCUGGGUAACACAGCUGCGUUUGGCAGAAUAGUUCAGAAAGCCUCCACGAGCCGGGCUUGUUUGUUUUAAAGCCAGAA